AGAAAUCUCUCCGAAAUGGUCAAAAAGGAAUUCCAGCUCACCCACAUUUUCAAAAAUGUAUCGAAAUUGAAAGUGGGCAAAUUUGCAUGGACUCCGAUGAAAGAGCAUUUCAAUGUAUCAUGGCAAAUCGCCAUUACCCGCACUCAUUUCCGCAAUGAGGAGAAAAUGGAAAUUCAAGUCGGUUGUCAAAAAUUGACGAAAGACGAUGUUCCCGCGGGAGUUGAAGGAGAAUUCACCAUAAAACUCACUAAUUCAUCUGGAAUAAGUACAUCGAAAUCUAGUAGAUUGAAACUAGUAAAAAAUGGUGGACUUGGAUUCCUUAAAAUUGUGUGGAAAGUAAUGCAAGAUGAAUACCUUAUCGAUGACAGUAUUAUCAUUGAGGCAACUGUCAAGAUCACCAAGAUGACAGGGAUCUCUAAGAAACCGCUCAAAUGCUUUGAUCAGUCAAAGGAAAAAUUUUCUGAUGUGAUUUUGGCAGUUGGAGACCAAAAGUUCUUUGUUCUCAGAAAGUUCCUUGCCUCCCACUCCACCUUCUUCGAGUCCCGGUUUCUUGGAAAUUUCGAUGAAGCUGAUAAAUCCGAGGUUACACUCCGAGACAUCGAUUCCGCCGACUUUCAGAAUCUUCUAGAGGUUCUGUACGGAGAGCCUGCUAUAGAUGAUGACACGGUUGACGGGAUUCUCCACUUGGCCCACAUGUACGAUAUUCCGCUUCCGAUUCGGAAAUGCGAAGAGUUUCUGAUCGAAGUAUCUGAAAAAUCGAUGAAAGAUCAGCUUGUGCUUGCCAAGCAAUACCAACUGGAGAAGUUGAAAGUAAAGAAGAAAACGUGAUGACUUAUUAUACUCGACAUCGUGCCUCUCGAAGAUCAAUACAGCCGAUGAGAUCAAAGCAGCGAUGGCGUGUGAUCUUGCAGACAUGGAUCAGACGGUGGUGCAAGCUCUUCUCCGUAAAUCCGUGGCUCUUCAUUGAUUUUCUGUUUUUCUUCUUUUUAAGUUUUUUGUUGAAUAAAUCUUCGUUUUUA
Messenger RNA from Caenorhabditis elegans, 1019 nucleotides. It is a transcript of the gene bath-21, whose product is annotated as BTB domain-containing protein. Lineage: Eukaryota; Metazoa; Nematoda; Chromadorea; Rhabditida; Rhabditidae. Bases 16 to 828 code for a protein of 270 amino acids. The transcript has 5 exons. The record is from RefSeq and is marked reviewed.